Chlorella variabilis is the source of this 705-nucleotide messenger RNA. RefSeq lists its product as hypothetical. Gene Ontology annotation, cellular component: SAGA complex; transcription factor TFIID complex; SLIK (SAGA-like) complex. The coding region runs from base 1 to 705 and encodes 234 amino acids. The transcript has 4 exons. Lineage: Eukaryota; Viridiplantae; Chlorophyta; Trebouxiophyceae; Chlorellales; Chlorellaceae. Gene Ontology annotation, molecular function: protein heterodimerization activity; TBP-class protein binding; DNA binding. Gene Ontology annotation, biological process: DNA-templated transcription initiation; RNA polymerase II preinitiation complex assembly. The record is from RefSeq and is a predicted model, not a curated record.
AUGGUGCAGCGCCGCGCACAGUUCCAGCCCAUCGUGCGGCCCUCCACAGAAGAUGAAAAGCAGUUUGUGCCCAAGCCGCGGCUGCAGGCGCUGGUGAAGCAGGUGGGGCAAGGGAUGCAGAUUGCCAAUGCAAAGGCCACGGAUGAUGCGGACGAGGCUCUGAGGGCGGUGGCAGAAGACUUUAUCAGCGGGGCAGUGUCGUUUGCGGUGUCCAUGGCGCGGCGGCGCAAGGCGGAGGAGAUUGAGCCAGCUGACCUGCUGCUGUACCUGGAGCGCACGUGGAAUAUCCAGGUGCCCGGCUUCUCUAGCAAGGAUGUUAAGCCGUACACGCGGCUGCAGCCCAGCAUGGACCAUCAGCGCCGCAUGGCAGCGGUGCGCAAGGCGAUGGCGGCCGCCGCCAGCAGCAGCACAAAGGAUGGGGGCGUGGCUUCGUCAGCGGCGGUGGCGGCAGGCGUUGGAGCACCGGCAGUUGCCAAUGGCGUUGCUGGGGGGCAGGCACCAGCAGAACCCGGCGCACGGGCGGCUGAGCCCGAGCCUGCCGCCGCCACAGCAGGCGACGGCGGGGAUGGUGGUGCAACAGGAGCGGCGGAGCGCUCGCCAGCGGGGGGCAAGACCAGGGGCAAGGCACCAGGGAAGCAGCAGCAGGCGGCAGAAGAUGUUGAUAUGCCCAACUUGGAUGCAGCAGCCGCCGAUGGCGAGCCUUGA